AUGGUUAGUAUGGAUUUAAGAAUAUACUGCACAUUACCUACGACAUCUGCAAGCUGUGAGCGGGGCUUCAGCAAACUUAAAAUGAUUAAAACCUAUCUGCGUUCAACAAUGAUUCAGGAACGUCUAUCUGACCUCGCGAUCAGAGCCAUUGAAAAUAAAACUGCUUUUGAGACAGACUUUGGUGAGCUAAUAGAUUCUUCCGCAGAAAAGAAAGCACGCCGCGUAAAGCUGUGA
Parnassius mnemosyne (clouded apollo) is the source of this 234-nucleotide messenger RNA. The record is from the annotation of a GenBank genome assembly. NCBI's taxonomy places the organism in Eukaryota, Metazoa, Arthropoda, Insecta, Lepidoptera, Papilionidae.